Capsaspora owczarzaki ATCC 30864 is the source of this 1086-nucleotide messenger RNA. RefSeq lists its product as hypothetical. The record is from RefSeq and is a predicted model, not a curated record. Bases 1 to 1086 code for a protein of 361 amino acids. Gene Ontology annotation, molecular function: zinc ion binding; nucleic acid binding. NCBI's taxonomy places the organism in Eukaryota, Filasterea, Ministeriida, Capsasporidae. The transcript has 4 exons.
AUGAGCGACGCUGGCCCCUCGAACGCCAGUGGCGACACGGACACCGAUAGCAACACGUCUAUGCUCAGUCCCGAGCAAAUGGCACAGGGUAUCGAGCAAAACAAUGCCGAGAUCCUGGCUGAGAUAGACACCAGCGUCACGGCCUCCAUGAGUUUUAACGACCUGUGCAAGUUCUUCGGCGUGUCAAAGUUCGAUGGCAAUGCCGACAACCUGGAUCGUUUUGACAAGGUUACCGUCCUCAUUACCUGCUUGUCGGACUCGGCACUGGAGUUCAUCUUCGAUGGCAGUGCCGACAGCCUGGAUCGUUUUGACAAGGUUACCGUCCUCAUUACCUGCUUGUCCGAACUCGGCACUGGAGUUCAUCAUGGACGAGCUGGACGACAAACCCGCGUGAAGGAAGUGGUCGAGACGGUUGAGAGGCUGAGGCGCAUUCGCGGCAUCAACAUCACCGAGGACGGCAUCAAGCAGGACUUGCUCGCAGCCCUGCCGCCCGUCGUGUACGCCACCCAUGCCCUCGACUGGUCCUUGGAUGAGACGCUGGCGAACAUCAAGGCCUCGAUCCUGUAUUCGAUGCAAUUCGAGCCGAAGCGCAGAAACAACGGCAACAGGGUGAGCGACAACACCCCCCUUGACAGCAGCGACAACCGCGGUCACAACAACAGCAACAGCAACAACAGCAACAACAGCAACAACGCCGGUCGCAAUGGUGGCAACUAUGCGACUUACAACAAUUCGGCUCGCGGCAACGGCAACGGUAACGGCAACCGCAACGGCAACGGCAACAGGGCAGCGCACAACAACAAGCCGGGCCCGUCGCAGCGCUCGUCCUCUUCGCCAAUCACUGACAAGGAGCGCGCGGAAUGCUUGGCGAAAGGCCUCUGCUACAAGUGCAGGGAGCCGGGUCACAUUGCCAGCAGGUGCCUCACGCGUUUCUCCAAGAAGCAACUCGCUGCCGCCCUGUUCGCGCACUGGGCUACCGACGACAACGACGACGACGACGACGACGACGACGACGAGCCGCAGCAGCAAGGCCGGCAGGGCCAAUCCCAGCAGGGAAAAGCCCAGCCCACCGCCAGGGCCAUCUGA